Chiroxiphia lanceolata (lance-tailed manakin) is the source of this 1413-nucleotide messenger RNA. RefSeq names its product estradiol 17-beta-dehydrogenase 8-like. The record is from RefSeq and is a predicted model, not a curated record. Lineage: Eukaryota; Metazoa; Chordata; Aves; Passeriformes; Pipridae. Gene Ontology annotation, molecular function: oxidoreductase activity, acting on the CH-OH group of donors, NAD or NADP as acceptor.
AUUCCCAAAUUGAGACCCCAAAAUCCUCCCUGAUUCUCACCCCAAGCACCUCCUUCUGGUCUCUUUUUCCAUGCUAUAUCCCAAUUUUCCCAAGGGAUCAUCCUGGUUUUUCCAUGGGAUCAUCCCCUCGGGAACGGGAUCUGCAAUUCCCAACGUCCCCCCCCCCCCCCCAAUUUGGGACCAAAAAUGCGGCGUCAUCCCCCUCCUAAAAUCCGGGAUGUGGGGUCUGGGUCGUCCCAAGAGGUUGGAGUGGGAUUCCGUGCAGAUCGCGGAAUUCCGGGAGAAUUUUGGGAAUUUCGGAGGUGUUUUUUUCCUUAAUAUUGUUAUUCAGGGUUGUAGCAAAUCAUGCGGUUGGUGGAUUAAAAUGGAAACGUUUGGAGGAGCCCGGAGGGUGAAAUCCAGGACUUGGCGAUGCCACGAGGGGAUUCAGGGGGCGCCAGCGGCAUCGGCCGUGCCGUGAGCGGCCGCCUGGCCCGCGAGGGCGCGCGCGUGGCCGUGGCCGAUCGCGACGUGUCGGGGGCGGCGGCGACAGCGAAAGGGCUCCCCCGGAACUCCCCCCCGACCACGGAGCUUUCCAGACUCAAAUCCAUCCCAAAUCCAUCCCUGGUGACACAGGAGGUGACAAAGGCCUUGGUGACAUCGGGGGACCCCGGGGGGGCCUCCCUGGUCCUCGUGGGCAGCGUGGUGGCCAAGGUGGAGAAUUUGGGCCAAACCAACUACGCGGCCUCCAGGGGGGUGGAGGGGCUGACCCGGAGCGUGGCCAAGGAGGUGGCCAGGUUUGGGAUCCGCUGCAAUUCCGUCCUGCCAGGAUUUAUCGUCACCACCAUGAUGGACAAAGUGCCCCCAAAAGUGCUGGACAAGUUUGCAGGGAUGGUGCCACUGGGACGACUGGGGGACCCUGAGGACGUGGCAGACGUGGUGGCUUUCCUGGCGUCAGGGGACAGCGGCUGCGUCACCGGGGCCACCCUGGAGGUGACAGCCUCAGCCAGCGCUGCCCAGGCCCAGAGGAAGAUGAAGGUCGCUGUGCUCAGCGUGGCCCUGCUCUUCACCAUCCUGCUGAGCCCCCCGGCAGAUGCCAAGCCCGUUCAGGCCGGCGGCGUCCAAUGUGGGGAGGCAGGCGUGAUCGGCGGCCCGCCACUUGCCGGACAAGGAGGAGGUGGAUGUGUCGGGGGAGGCAUGGAUGUCCAUCGAGUGAAGAGGUCUGAGCCCCCUGUGGCUGACCAAGUGGAGCUGCAGCGCCAGUGACGCUCGGCUGCCUCUCUGCAUGUCCAGGACUGGAAGUGGUGGUGACACCCGUGUCCUGUCCCCCUCCAGCAGCAUGAGGAGAUGAUCAUCCCUGGAGGACCCCCCUGAUCCCCUGGGUGCCCUGGCAAUUUCCCUGCAAUAAUCAAUAAACCCCUGCAGCAAAACAAA